Molecule: messenger RNA, 1958 nt
Organism: Nerophis lumbriciformis (worm pipefish)
Lineage: Eukaryota; Metazoa; Chordata; Actinopteri; Syngnathiformes; Syngnathidae
Gene: abhd16a
Product: abhydrolase domain containing 16A, phospholipase
Biological process (GO): monoacylglycerol catabolic process; phosphatidylserine catabolic process
Cellular component (GO): endomembrane system
Molecular function (GO): monoacylglycerol lipase activity; glycerophospholipase activity
Source: RefSeq, a predicted model, not a curated record
GAAAUAUUUAACUAAAAACAAAAAACAAAACAAAAAUUGAGCCCGGUCGCGUUUGAACUGUUUGGCCAUCGCAGGCUACCGUCGUCAUCCCGGAAAAAUGGCCGGCUCGACAUGGCUCCGCUGUGUUUUGGGGCCUCAUCUUCAGAGAGUUCACCGCUCCCCGGACCAACCACGACCCGAAGGACGAGCCGGGAGGAGGGGAUGGAACUACCAGCCAGGGAAUCUGGAGAAACACACCGACAGCAUCCUCGGUUGGGCCUCAGCACUGUGGUAUCUGUCCUACUACAGCUCUCCUCUCCUGCUAUGUUAUCUGUAUAGAAAAGGCUACAUCUGCAGCAGUAAAUUGGCACCAGUGAGUCAGUAUAUGGCAACAGCGCUUUUGUGUCUUUUUGGAGUGGCGUGUCUGCGAGGCUGGGGAAGAUGGAGGAGUGCAGAAUAUCUUCAGUUUAUUUCCAUUUUGGAGGAGGCAAAGACGAAUCACUCACCAGCUAACAAGAAAAAACUGAGAUGCUACGACUUUGACUUCUCUCAAUGGCCUGCAGAUUUCCGCUGGGCAGAGGCAAACAAUCCGAAGCUUUCCAAGGCCGGCGUGUCUCUGCUGAAGCCCGAGCCCAGACUGAGAGGAGCAGCAGACGGCGUGCUUCGCUCCAUGCGCACUGUGCCAUGCCACGUCAUCAGUUUUCUCAUCGUUCACUCGUUUGGGAGGAGGAUGCUGUAUCCUGGCUCUGUGGGAUUGCUGCAGAAAGCCAUGAGGCCCAUGCUCCAGCAAGGCCAGGCCAAGCUAAUAGAGGAGUUUGACGGGCAGAGGAACAAGAUGAUAGCAUGUGACGGCAAUGAGAUCGACACCAUGUUUGUGGAUCGAAGGGAAGGCGGCGGACGCAAGGGACAGACCCUGGUCAUCUGCUGCGAAGGCAAUGCCGGCUUCUACGAGGUGGGGUGCAUGAACACCCCCCUAGAAGGCGGCUACUCCGUCCUGGGAUGGAACCAUCCGGGCUUCGGAGGCAGUACGGGGGUGCCUUUUCCACAGAAUGAGGCCAACGCCAUGGAUGUUGUUAUUCAGUUUGCGAUACACAAGCUGGGCUUCCAGCUCAACAACAUAGUCGUAUACGCCUGGUCCAUAGGCGGAUUCACAGCUACUUGGGCAGUGAUGUCAUACCCAGAGAUCCAGUCGGUGGUGUUGGACGCCUCUUUUGACGACCUCCUGCCUUUGGCCCUCAAAGUCAUGCCUGAAAGCUGGAGACCCCUGGUGCAGCACACAGUGCGACAGUACAUGAACCUCAACAAUUCAGAGCAGCUCCUCAAAUACCAAGGACCUGUCCUGCUUAUCCGGAGAACCAGGGAUGAAAUUAUCACCACCUCGAGCCCAGACGAUGUCAUGUCUAAUCGAGGAAACGACCUUUUGCUCAAGCUGCUUCAGUUCAGGUACCCCAAAAUAAUGACGGAGGAAGGCGUCCGAGUGGUCCGGCAGUGGUUGGGGGCCUCCACUCCCACGGAAGAAGCGUCCGUGUACAGCGGCUACGAGGUGGACGACGACUGGUGUCUGUCCGUGCUGCUGUCCUAUCAGGCGGGCAGCAACCUCUCGUUCCCAUGGAAUGUUGGCGAGGACAUGACUCUUGAAGGAAGACGACAGCUGGCUCUUUUUCUGGCUCGGAAGCACAUGAGGAACUUUGAGACGACGCACUGCACGCCUCUGCCCGCCUCGGAGUUCCACCCCCCGUGGGGGCUGUGAGCGGCCGUGAUGGAUGUGACCAUCACCAGAUGUAUUCUUCACUUGUGGUUUGUUUUGUUUUUUUAAUCCGUGUUCUAUGCUAGCCAGCAGUACAGAAACGUGCAUCCUCUGCUUUUGGAGUUUUAAAAGGGAUGUAUUAUUUAUCUUCUAGCACGACUCCAUUACCCAACAUGCUGUUCUGUCACAUAACCUAAAAUAGAAUCCCUUAAAUAAACUCUUGGAAUAACUA